Molecule: messenger RNA, 1107 nt
Organism: Cavenderia fasciculata
Lineage: Eukaryota; Evosea; Eumycetozoa; Acytosteliales; Cavenderiaceae
Gene: rfc5
Product: replication factor C subunit
Exons: 4
Coding region: 1-1107 (368 amino acids)
Biological process (GO): DNA-templated DNA replication; DNA repair
Cellular component (GO): DNA replication factor C complex; nucleus
Molecular function (GO): ATP hydrolysis activity; DNA clamp loader activity; ATP binding
Source: RefSeq, a predicted model, not a curated record
AUGGAUAUGGAUGAAGAAUACUUAAGAAAACAAACAAAAGAACAGAGAAUACAUGAUAGUUUACCAUGGGUUGAAAAGUAUAGACCAAAGAGUUUAAAAGAGUUAAUCUCUCAUGAAGAUAUUAUAGAUACGAUUACAAAACUAAUCGAUAAGAAUUCAUUACCUCAUUUAUUGUUCUAUGGACCACCAGGCACUGGUAAGACAUCGACCAUUCAAGCAGUAGCUAGAAAAUUAUAUGGAGAUAACUAUUCAAGAAUGGUAUUGGAAUUGAAUGCAUCCGAUGAUCGUGGUAUCGAUGUAGUUCGUGAACAAAUCAAAUCAUUUGCUGGUUCAAUGGGUAUAUUCAAUACCAAUCAAUUUAAAUUAAUUAUAUUGGAUGAAGCAGAUUCAAUGACCAAUGCAGCUCAAACUGCGCUCAGAAGAGUCAUUGAAACCUACACCAAAACAACUAGAUUCUGUAUGAUUUGUAAUUAUGUUGGUAAAUUGAUUCCUGCUCUUCAAUCUAGAUGUACUAGAUUUAGAUUUGGUAGAUUGGGUAAACCACAAUCAAUCAAGAGAAUUAAAGAAAUCGUUGAACAAGAAAAGUAUGAUAUAAUUAUGACAGACAAACUCCCAAUUAAUAUAUUCCAAACUCAUACUGACUGCCCGCCCAUCCAUUCCAAUGUUAUGUUUAGAAUGAAUAUUUCAGAUGAAGCAAUUACAUCGAUCGAAUUACUUGCAGAAGGUGAUAUGAGAAAGAGUUUAAAUCUUUUACAAUCAGUUUCCAUGUCUAGUGAUGAUGGUGUACAAAUAACAGAUGCCGAUAUCUACAGAUGUGCGGGUGUACCAUCUAAAAGAGAAACUGUUCAAAUUCUACAAUGGUGUAUUGGUGAAGAUUUUGAUGAAGCUUAUAAAAAUUUAUCAAAUAUGAAAAAAGAAAAAGGAUUUUCACUAGUUGAUAUUAUUAAAGAUGUUAGUGUAUUGAUUCAUAAAGCAAGGAAUAUGGAUGAAAGAGCUAUUACAUCGAUAUCUAAAGAGUUGGCAGAGAUUGAGUAUAAUCUGUCAUUUGGUGCAUCUGAAAAAUUACAACUUGGUUAUUUUGUUGGUGCUUUCCAAUCAGCCAGGUAA